Molecule: messenger RNA, 2606 nt
Organism: Bombus pyrosoma
Lineage: Eukaryota; Metazoa; Arthropoda; Insecta; Hymenoptera; Apidae
Product: platelet endothelial aggregation receptor 1-like
Exons: 4
Coding region: 43-2007 (654 amino acids)
Source: RefSeq, a predicted model, not a curated record
AAAAUAAGAAACCAGUAAUCCAUUGGUGCUCGCGCAUUCAACAUGUACAAAACGUUGUUCGUCAGUUCGGUUCUUUGGACAUUGUUGGUAUCUGACACCUUGGCGAUCGAAGGUGUCAAGGGCCGUCACGUUCAUCACGAUCGACCGAGUCCUGUCUUGAACAGCACCGUGCAGGCUGGACUUUGCUACAAGAGGAUACGCUACGCGGAUGCGUUAGCAUUGAACGCCACGGGUCAGUUCCCUCACAACACACUUCCUUCGACACCGCAAGAAGGCACGAAAGGUGGAUGGAUCACGAUCCUAGAUUGUUGUGACGGCUACGAACGUAGCUCCACUUCCGGCGAUUGCAAUCCUCGCUGCAUCGAUGGAUGUUUAGGUGGAGAAUGCACUGGACCAAACGUAUGCACCUGUUCUCCAGGCUGGAUUGCACAGAAGGGCGUGUGCGUGCCCUCUUGCGAACAACCAUGCCAAAAGGACGCCUAUUGCUUCUCGCCGAACGUGUGCACUUGUAAAUUAGGCUACGAAGAAGAGAACGGCAACUGCAAGCCUAUCUGUCCCGGUGGCUGUAAAAAUGGCGAGUGCGUGGCACCUCGAGUAUGCAGAUGCAGAGAAGGAUACGUGAUUCAACCUUCGCCCGAAGGUUUCACUGGGAUCGAGGGCAAAGAGUGCGUACCCGUUUGCGAAAAUGGUUGUCGCAACGGGGAAUGCACUGCUCCUGGAGUGUGCACUUGUCAGGAAGGGUACGUUAAUCCUUCGGGUGAUACGGAGUCCUGUGUGCCCAGCUGUCCUUCUGGUUGCUCCAAUGGCGAAUGCAUCGCGCCUAAUGUCUGUAAAUGUAAACCAGGCUUUACGCUCGAUUCGACCAACAGAUGCGUUCCAGAGUGUCCUCAAGGCUGCAUCAACGGAGACUGCAUCGCACCCAGUGUCUGUAGUUGUAAACCAGGCUUUACCCUCGAUUCCACCAACAGAUGCGUUCCAGACUGUCCUCAGGGUUGCACCAAUGGCGAAUGCGUAUCUCCAGGUGUCUGUAAAUGUGUAUCAGGCUUUACCCUCGACUCAACCAACAAAUGCGUUCCAGAGUGUGUUCAAGGUUGCACAAAUGGCGAAUGCGUAGCUCCUGGAGUCUGUAAAUGUAGACCAGGCUUUACCCUCGACUUCACCAACAAAUGCGUUCCAGAGUGUGUUCAAGGUUGCAUCAAUGGCGAAUGUGUAGCUCCUGGAAUCUGUAAUUGUAGUCCAGGUUACGUUUUAGAUGGCAAUAGGAACUGUGUCCCAGAUUGUCCACAAGGCUGUGCGAAUGGCGUAUGCGUUACACCAGGCGUUUGCAAGUGUAACCUUGGCUUUUCCCAUGACUCCAAUGGCAGAUGCGUCAACGCGCAAUCCGAGUCGAAAAUCUCUGAUUGUCAGUUCGAUUGCGGUCCAAACGCCAGGUGCGUAGGUCCCAACAGAUGCUCGUGUAACCUAGGAUACCGCUUGGACCCAGAUACCAGGAGAUGCAUUCCGUUGUCCAAUUCCUUCGAAUGCAGAAACGGUUGUGGCAUCAACGGCUUUUGCGCCGGUCCUGACAUGUGCAUCUGCAACUACGGAAUGCCCGUCGAUCCUGUCACCGGAAGGUGUCCUGACUUACAGCCCCACCAGCCAACCCAGUCACAGUGCCAACCCGACUGCGGGCCAAACGGUAGUUGCGUUGGUCCCAAUCGUUGCGUCUGCAACUUUGGAUACAUAGUCGAUCCCGACACUGGAAGAUGCAUUCCUCAAAGGGGAACCACGGGAGAGGCUAUGUGCGAACUGCCGUGCCUCAACGGAGAUUGCACCGGCUUUAAUCAGUGCACGUGCAAACGUGGCUACAUCUUGAGUCCUUCCGACGUUACUCGAACGAGAUGCGUACCAGUAUGCAUGGGUGGAUGCCAUAAUGGCGUUUGUACGGCGCCAAACAUGUGCAUCUGCAAUCCUGGUUACAGGAAAGAAGCUGGCGUCAAGGGCAGGCAGAGAUGCGUCCCUGUUUAAUUUGUUUCUUCGUUCUAUUUCUUCGUUGUGUGCCGUAUAGUCAUAGAUAUAUCCGAGUAAAGUAUGUACGAUCCUCAGUUAAUAGAAGCGUUUUUUCAUUCGCACAAAUUUUCCAUACCAAUUAUCAAGCUAUGAAAAAUAAAAUUUUCUAAUUGUUUAAUUUAUAUUAUAAUAGUGGAAUUAUUGUAGCAACCGUCGAAGACUUUUCCGACGAAGAUCAUAUAAAAUAUGACCGUAUUUGAACAAAUCCGAGUUACAUGGAUGAUAGGCGAUUAGAAGAUGGUCAUUAGGCGAGACCGUUUCGCUCACACUCAAUGUUUCCCACUCGUAUCUUUGAGGUAUCUAAGAAAUAAGCGGGCUCAAGCGAAAUAACAGUCGAUCAUUUGCUCGCUUAUACAGUACCUACCUCGAUAACAAACGCGUAGUAAAUCCGAAUGUAUAUCUUACUGUAUACCGAACUGUAUGAUUGCAAAUGUAUGCGUGUGUCGUAGUUGAUACGAAGCAGCGAUUCGAGAAUGUCCUCGGCACUAGCCUUCGAUUGUACAGUGUCUUUUAAUCUUUGUACGAUUAUUUGUGAAUAAAACAGAUAUAUACGGAAA